CUUUUCUGCAUAUCGAAAGAGAAGUCAAGUCAAGCUCAAUCUCAAAAGAGUGCUCCAAGUGACGAUCAUCAUCAUGAUUAUACAACAUAGCACUGCAUCAAGUGUCGGCGGUAUAAGGACUAUACAACCUGCUUCUACAUCGCAGAGCUGUCUUGGACAACAAUCCAAGCCGAUGGUUACAUCAUCUCCAAGCCCACCUGUUACAACACGACAUCACCAGCAACAAGGCCAUCAGGUACCGUCGCACGUUAGAGGUGGCUAUUAUUCAUCAUCCAAGGAUCAACAGCAACGACAACCUUGCGCAAAUAAUGGUGCAAUGUCACAACAUCAUGUGACCCCACCAC
Amoebophrya sp. A25 is the source of this 344-nucleotide messenger RNA. The record is from the annotation of a GenBank genome assembly. NCBI's taxonomy places the organism in Eukaryota, Dinophyceae, Syndiniales, Amoebophryaceae.